This is a messenger RNA of Chara braunii, 5475 nucleotides long. The record is from the annotation of a GenBank genome assembly. NCBI's taxonomy places the organism in Eukaryota, Viridiplantae, Streptophyta, Charophyceae, Charales, Characeae.
CCGAAGAGGAAGGGCCUUGCCCGAGGGUAAGGACCCAAGUUGGGGCCGGGCCAUCUAAAGGCAAGGAAAGCGCGACGGAGGGUGGAGGGAGAAGGAGCGGCGACGGAGGGUGGAGGGAGAAGGAGCGACGACGACGACCAACCGAUGGUCGACGCCAAAGGCACGGAAGAGAGGAAGAGGGAAGAACCUACGCCACCUAAAUCACCUAGGAAAAAGGGAGCGAAAAAGUUUGAAAUGAAAUGCACCUUGGACGAGAUAGACACGGUAGCUCCCCUACGCAAGACCCUAAUGCAGCCUAUGCAAUGCACCCUUCUGGAGUACUUAGCAGCCAGCAAGAGCGCUAGAGAUGAACUCCUAAGCAUCACAAGGAAAGUGAGAAUCCCGCUCGCUGGAGGGCCCACGGUUCCUGGGGAUGGGCUAGCCAAAGAAGAGGUGCAGUCCUCCCGGAUCACUAUGGAGGAACUGUCGGCGAUUUUUUUCUCGGAAGAAGAGGCCAAAAGGUUAUAUGUAUUAGGGAGCGGCCAGCUCCAAGCAGUGGUGAGUGGAAAGAAGAUGAGGGCUCUGGUGGAUAACGGGUCCGAAUCCACGGUGUGUAGAGACUCCAUUGCAAGGGAGUUAGGUUUGGAAGUGGAUAGAGGGGUGUCCAUGUUGAUGGUAGUUGCGGAUAACAAGCUGCAGCCGACAGAGGGGGUAUGCCAUAGCCCCAUGAUCGAGGUCGUCGGCGUAGAAGCCACGGUCCCAAUAUUCUCGGUAAAGGAGUCGCCGACGGACUGUCCCGACUCCCGAUCCGAGAGGAGGAUUAUCCGAGGUUGGAAGAAGCAAGCAGCGAUGUCCAAGGAGGAGGUGAUCCAAGUGACUGCUAACAAGGCGCAAGUGGGGGUGACCAUCAGGGAGGAAGAUAGGAACCCUGGGGCGUUCCUCGCUAACCUUUACGACGGGAAGUACCGCAACAUAGGGCUAUACCUAGCAGGCAGGGGGGAAGGCACCGAGGUGAUUAAGAGGGAAGCGCUCGGGUAUUGCCUACGAGGGGGGCACCUCUUUAAGAGGCCUACCAAGUUUGCAAUUCCCAUGAGGGUGCUUUGCGAUCCGGAGGAAAGGAAGGCAGUCAUAGAAGAGUUGCACGACGGAGUCGUCGGAGGGCAUAGGGGGGUAAAAGGGACUUUUGAUAAGGUCCGCAGACUCUAUUGGUGGGAUGGGCAGUACGGAGAAGGAGAGAAGUAUUGUUCGACCUGUGAGGUCUGCCAAAAGAGGGCGACAGUUCGCUACAAGGAACCCCUAGUUCCAUCGCUCCCCACCGUGCCGGGCGAGAAGGUCCACAUUGACCUAAUUACCAUGCCAAAAGAGGUCGGAGGGCUUCGGUACAUCAUUAACCCCCGCGACGACCUCACAGGGUUUGUGGAAGCUAAGGCCAUUAAGAAGAAGACGGCCGAGGAGGUGAGUGACUUUCUCUUAGAAUACAUCGCGAGAUACAGAGGGCAAGGCGAGGAUGGAGGGACCUGGCCGCACGGCGGGACAUGUGCAUUCGAGAAAAAGGCUGGCGAUAGAAUGGCUCGUGCAGGUGAAUGGGAUCAAGAGAAGGCUAUGCGUGGUGCGCAGGGAUUGGCUGAACUGGGGGAAAGGAGGAUCGAGAAGGGGAGGGGAAGCGACCGUGGAAGAAAGGUCUGGCGAAGAAUUGAUGGCGACGAUGCUGGCCUUGAUGGAGGAGCAAAAGGCCAAGCAGAAGCAAAUGGAGGAGGAACUUCAAAAGUGAGAAAAGGAAGAGGAGGAGAAAUUGGCGGCGAUAGAGUCAAAAACAGAAGAAGAAGAAGUAGAGAUACCACUGGAAAGGAGACAAGAACGGAAGAGGGAGGGGAAUCCUGUGGGGCGCGAGAGGCAAAAGCCAAGAUGGAGGCGGAAGCUAAGAUGGAGAGAAUGGUGAACGAGUGGGUAGCUAACUUGGCCUUGGGGGAGGAGGAUGAAGCAUUGUUGUUUGUCCCUCAGGCAAAGCGAGAACAAUUUGCUAGGGAAUUGGAGGGUGAAGAGAAUCCCAUGAAGCGGCAGGUGAUGGAGGAGGAGAAAAAGUUAGAGUGGGAACUCCGCCUUGCGUGCGAGAGGAAGAGAUUGGAGGCGGCCGAGAAAAUGGAAGAGGAUUUGAGGGCCGCCGAAGUAGAACAUGGGAAGUUGGCAGCACAAAUUGAUCUCCAAAGGAAGCUGGAGAUCUUAUCACAGAGUGUAGAGGUGAUGCUGAAGGCGCAGCAAGAACAGUUGCGCUAUUUAAAGGACCACGAUAUCACGCUGCAAUCCAUGCGCACUGGUGUCAUGGAUGAAUUGGUCGCCGUCCCUGACCAUGGGGUAAUUGAAACCCAGUUGGUCAACUUGUUCUAUCGUGCCAUGCCCGAACCGUUGCGCGGGCACUUCUUUGAGAAGAGUAGGGAGUCUGCCAUGACCUACGAUACUUGGAGUAGGGAGGUGGUAGCAUUUGAAGCGCGGUCCAUGCCAAUUUCCACUUUUUGGCAUAAGGACCUUGAUAAGGGCAAGAAGUGGAAAGGCCGCACCAUCUCGGGUCAGGUUAAGGGCAAGGAUCACCUGAUCCUUACGCUAGAUGAGGGAGGCAUGGAAGAGGGUCCAUAUGAUCAGAUAGAGUGGGGCAUGGAGGAAGAGGAUAGUGGUGUUAGUCAGGGGAGGACUUACGCCACUGUCGCGGCUGGAGGGAAGCGGCAAGGAAGAGGAGGUCGAGGCCAAGGGGGCCAGGCUUUCGGUGGUCGAGGACAGGGCGAUCAGGGGGUUGGCGGCAAAGGAAACCGCCAAGCGGGAGAUAGAAGGUUAGGAGGAGGAGAAGAAGAAGAAGAAGAACUGAGAGGGGCAGAGGAGAAGGUGGAGAUGGAGAGGUGGGGCGGAGGAAGAUCCCCCAACCCGGAUCCAGUGCUCAGGCACCAACCUGCAGGUGCAAGGUGUCGCCUUGGAGCCGCUGAAGACUUGCCCUUGCUGCUGGAGCUAUGGCGCUCUCAGUUAAAGAAGCACUUAGAUGAGCGGCGGAGACUGAAAGAGCAUGCUGACAAUGAGCUUCAGAGGUUAAAAGAGCAUGCUGAAGAAGAAGGGCGGAGAUUGAAAGAGCAUGCUGAUGGUCUUGCAUCAAAGCUUUCAGAGAGCGAGAAACAGCUUGGCUGUAGGAAUGCAGAAAUCAGUAAUCUUCGAAAUGAGGUGAACCUUCUCAGGGAGGAGAUGAGAUUCCAGAAUGGGAAGGUACUCCAGCUCAGCUCAKCAGUUGAGCAGCUGCGAUACACUAACAUGGAACUUCAGCGUGUUGUCCAAGAGAAAGAUGCAGAUAUCUCAUCGUUGAUGGAGAAGGUCCAACUUCUAAGUGAUGAUGCAGGGAAGCUUCGUUAUGAUCUAUUGAAGUUGUCAGAGGAGAAAGAGAGUCUCACAAACGAAGUGAAAGGAAAACAGAGUCUUGUCGAUUGGCUGUCGGCUGAGGUAAAGAAGGUGAGAGAACAGGCAGAGGAAAUGGAACUCCAGCUGUGGGAACGGGAUGGCCAAUUGAGUAUUCUGCGUGGCUCUCUGCAGGACGAGAAUGACAUGGACUACGCCUAGUGUGGCCUUCAACAUCCAUCAAAGUGCUUUUUCGGAAGUUUUUCCACACUUGGGUUAUGUUGCACAGUUCCAGACUCGGGAAAUGUCUUGCGGUUCCGAACUUGGGACGUUGCACAGUUGCAGACUUGGAACAUGUUGCACAGUCUCCGACUUGGUACGUUGCACAGCUCCAGACAUGGGACAUGUUGUUGUGUUCCAGAUUUGGGACAUAUGCUGCAAUUCCAGACUGAAGACAUGUUGCGCAGUUCCAGACUUGGGACAUGUUGAGUUCCAGACCUGGGACACGUUGCACAGCUCCAGACAUGAGACAUGUUGUUCAGCUCCUGACUUGGGGCACAAUGUGCGGCUCCAGACUUGCAACAUGUUGUGUGGUUCCAGACUUGGGGCAUGCUGUGCAGUUCAAGAUAUGGGACAUGUUGCACAGCUCCAGUCUUCGGACAUGUUGUGCAGUUCCCGACUCGGGACAUGUUGCACAGCUCCAGAUUUGGGACAUGUUGCUCAGCUCCAGACUUGGGACAUGUUGCACAGCUCCAGACUUGGGAGAUCAUGUGAUGUUCCAGACUUGGGAGAUGUUGCACAAACUUGGGAAUGGAAAAAUAUCCAUUCUUUACAACUGGCAGGUCAAGCAUUUUCUAYGAAGUUCUUUGUGGCGUGUGCUGUAUAGACUGUGCCUAGAUUGACCCAACUUCAGCCAAGUGAUUGUAGAGGACCGUGUUCACUGUCGUGGAGGUUAACACGAGAUUCAUUCCAUCCACUGCAUCCAGUUUAAAAAAGGAAGGAGAGAAAGAGAGAGGGAAGGAGGGGGGAAGCAUUUGGAAUGGAGCACACUUCGCAGGGAAUGACAUGAAAUGCUCAUCAYUAGGAUGAUAUUUUUUGGGGGGAGAUUGUGACAYAGUCCAUUGUAUAAUCUGCUGGAGAUUACGUGGAAAGUUUCAGGGAGGUGGGGGAUUCAAGGUUCCUUCGUGGCCAGCCAUUCUCCACCAGUCCACAGGCUGGGCAAGGUUUUCAUCAUUCCCCGCAGUGUUAUUAUAAACAUAAAGCAAUGAGAGAGGGGGCUGAUGUUCUCUCCCCAGGACGACGUGCAAGGUUUCAGGUAGGAAGGGAGCGUGAGGGUCCUUCCUGGUCUGAUGAUCUUCUCUCUCAAGGGCUACGUGCAAGGUCUCAGCGAGCAGAGGAAUUCAGGUUUCUUUCCUGGUCAGCCAUUCUCGUCAGGCGAUGGUCUUCCCCCAAUCRCGAUGCAACCUCAUCAUGAAUGUAUACAAAGCCAUCGUGCCAGUCUCAUGCAGUGAUGACUCGUGAUGAGGGUGCGUUAUGAUCAGUGGAAGACACUAGGUGAGGUUUUCAUAAUCCCCCGCAGCAAGUGACGGAGUGGGCUGAUAUUAUGUCUCCUCUCCAGAGUCACUCUUGAAUAAGCCAUUGCCUUGGCCACUCUACAAUCACAGAGCAGAACUCCCGUGGCGUUCCGGUGUAUGACCACCAGCACUUGCUGUUUGGGACAGCAGCCGGUCUCCAUUCGUGAACAUAUCUUCACAAACRUCAAUGAAAGAGGCGUCGGCUCCAUGUUAUGAAUGAAGGUAGCUACGGAGCAGUGUUCAUCGCCAAAGACAACUGGUGUCGAGAGCUUUCUGGGUGAUAAGAGUUCUGCCAUCAGCAUGUGCGUGGCAUAUGUAGAAGGCUACCGGUAGUAGAGAAGUUUUCUUCUGAUGCAACAGACAUGCCAUCCCUCACCAUCUGCUCUGUCGAGGGUUGUGGCUACCAUCUUCACCCGGAUAGCACGCCCGGUCAUUAUAGCCGUAUUUGCGGCAACUUUCAGUGUACAUUCAGUGAUUAUGACCGGGCGUUCUAUUCGGGUGAAGGCGGUAGGGGAAGUUAUCAAUUUACUGCUAAUAAAUAAAUUAUUGCCUG